Colletotrichum phormii is the source of this 1785-nucleotide messenger RNA. RefSeq lists its product as uncharacterized. Lineage: Eukaryota; Fungi; Ascomycota; Sordariomycetes; Glomerellales; Glomerellaceae. The record is from RefSeq and is a predicted model, not a curated record. The transcript has a single exon. Gene Ontology annotation, molecular function: serine-type endopeptidase activity. The coding region runs from base 1 to 1785 and encodes 594 amino acids. Gene Ontology annotation, cellular component: membrane.
AUGAACGUCUCACUCGGUCUCGUCCCCUCGAGGUCAUUCCUCCACCUCGGCCUGCGCGCCGCAUGCCGUUCCGCGCCGAAUACCACAAGCUGUUCGCCCGCGUCACGACUUCUUUCAACAUGCACCAUCACCUACCGAGCGUCCACCGCCGCCAGCCGACCAUACGCACCGGGUCCCUCCCCCCUGCGUCGAACCCAAUGGCCAUCCCCCGGCCUCACCGCCAUGACGGCCGGUAGAUCGAUACAAAAACGGGCCUCCUCCGCAUCAUCACCACCAUCGCAACCGCCCAAAACCGACUACAAGAACGAACCCGUCCUCCGCGACUACGUAGAUCUCCCCCUCGACUACAAGGACAAACUAGGCCUGCGCUUCAGGGAGGAAAACAAGGACCUCUCGGCCGCCGAAGUCAGGUCCGUCUUUGGCGCCUCCCUCAAGCCCGCCGCCGCGAACCGGCUGCUGCGCAUCAUGCACGGCCGCCGCGUCGCCGGCACGCUCGAGGACCCCGCCUUCGCCAUCAACACCGCCGCCUUCACCUCCCAACAGCGCGACGCCGCGCUAGCCUACCUCCGCGAGAAGACGCCCGUAGACGAGGUCCUCAACGCGGGACUCCGGGCCGAGGACGAGCUUGCUGCGCUGGAGAAGGACCUUGCGGAGGAGGAGAGCAGCGCCGACGAAGACACCUCGUCAACCGCAACCGCCGGCUCCAAAACACCGUCCCUCCGAAAGGAACCCGCCCCCGUCGUAAAACCAGACCCCGUAUACGGCUACAGCGCCUUUGACGCAAUCCGCGCAAAAAACCAAGCCAAGGCCGCCGAGGAAGAGGCCCGGCUCAUCGCCGAGGCCGAGGCAAAGGGCAUCGAGUACAACCCGGGCACGCUCUCCAUCCCCAUCAAGCGGCCCCCCAUGACGCCGCGCAUGGCAAAGUGGACGGAACAAGGCACCGCCUCGGACCUCGCCGCCCCGCCCCCGCUAACCCUCGCCGAACGCAUCCUCCCCUCCGCGGCCGUCGUCUUGUUGCUGGUCGGCGCGCUGGCGGCGUUCGCGGCGGUGUAUACGCCGCCCCGCGACGCCGACCGCCUGUUCCCCGAGGUCGGCGCCUCGACGGCGACGGUGGGCGCGCUGAUUGCGCUCAACGUCGUCGUCUCGAUCGCGUGGCGCGUGCCGCCGCUGUGGCGGUUCCUGAACCGGUACUUUGUGCUCGUGCACGGCAUGCCGCGCGCCGUGACGAUGGUUACGGCGAAUUUCUCGCAUAGUUCCUUGGGGCAUUUGGCGACUAACAUGGUGGGGCUGUGGUUCAUGGGCACCGCGUUGCACGACGAGGUCGGGCGGGCGAAUUUCCUGGCGAUUUAUUUGGCUUCUGGCGCCGUUGGGUUCCUGGGUAGUUUGACGGCGUUUACGCUUCGGGGGUUGUUGACCGUCUCGACUGUGGGUGCGUCGGGCGCCGUGUUUGGUGUUGCGACGGCGUACUUUUGGAUGCAUCGGUUUGAUUCGUUCAAGGUGCUUGGGUUCCCGCCGGAUCCGAUGAAUGGGCCUCAGGGGCUGGGGUUCAUUGCGUUGAUCUUGGGGUUCCAUAUCUAUGCCUUCUUUAGGCGGGGCAAGCAGACGAUUGAUUUGACGUCGCAUUUGUUUGGUAUGUUGGCUGGGUUGGUUGGUAUCGAGUUCGUGACGGGACGCAAGGUGGAGGGGGCGAGGGUUGAUGGGUUGGAGAAGAAGAGGGGUGAUCUUGUCGCUGAUGCGCCGCCUCGCGAUGGGCAGAGUGAUGGCGGGAAUGAUGUCAAGGCUUGA